AUGCUAGUGUUUUUCCUUAAACUUCCCUUCGGAACGCAAAGGGAUAUUUUAAGGCACAGCGCAGCUCGACAUGAAAUAUCUGGUAAAUUGAUGGAUGCAUGUCAAUUGUAUGUUUUAUUGUUAAAAGCGUACUCGGAUACUGCUGUACAAAUGGGGGUGCACGCUGCAGAACUUGCAAUUCGGUGUGAAGGUCAUAAUCAUCCUAUUUCAGAAUGUAACAUAUAUAGAAAAUUAUUUGUUGAGGACAUAUUGUCCGUUAUACUUCGGAAUAAGAUCAUCGUGCACGAAAAAUUAGAUAUCCAAGUCUACAACCCACAGGAUUAUUUGUCGGUUCCUUAUGAAAUAUCAUCGAUCCAAGACAAAUAUCCAACGAAUAUAAAUGUUAUUUAUAGCCAGCUCAGAUCUUGGCUCGAAAAAGCUCAGGG
This is a messenger RNA of Acaulospora morrowiae, 425 nucleotides long. The record is from the annotation of a GenBank genome assembly. NCBI's taxonomy places the organism in Eukaryota, Fungi, Glomeromycota, Glomeromycetes, Diversisporales, Acaulosporaceae.